AUGCCACGGGCACCCGUCGCAGGCACUUCCGCCAUUUCCUCUCCGUCCAAUCAGCGAGGUCGGCUGGCGCCCCGACUCCGGAAGGAUUCGGCCCGGCUGCCGGAUGUGACGCCAUGGCCAAGGCGUGCAGAAGACCGCGGAGAGAAGGGCCCAUUCGUAGAUUUGGCAGUCAGUGACAGAGCCCGGAGCCUUCGGCCCGAGCGACCGCGGCAGCACCAUGCCUGCACUUCUGGAGCGCCCCAAGCUUUCCAACGCCAUGGCCCGGGCGUUGCACCGACACAUCAUGAUGGAGAGGGAGCGCAAGCGGCAGGAGGAAGAAGAGGUGGACAAGAUGAUGGAACAGAAAAUGAAAGAGGAGCAGGAGAGAAGGAAGAAAAAGGAGAUGGAAGAGAGAAUGUCACUAGAGGAGACCAAGGAACAAAUCUUGAAAUUGCAGGAGAAGCUUUUGGCCCUUCAGGAGGAAAAGCACCAGCUUUUCCUGCAACUCAAGAAAGUUCUACACGAGGAAGAAAAACGGAGGCGAAAGGAGCAGAGUGACCUGACCACUCUUACAUCAGCGGCAUACCAGCAGAGCCUAACAGUUCACACAGGAACUCACCUCCUCAGCAUGCAGGGAAGCCCUGGAGGACACAAUCGCCCAGGUACCCUUAUGGCAGCUGACAGAGCCAAACAGAUGUUUGGACCCCAAGUGCUUACAACCCGGCACUACGUGGGCUCAGCAGCUGCUUUUGCAGGGACCCCAGAGCAUGGGCAAUUCCAAGGCAGUCCAGGCGGCGCCUAUGGGACUGCUCAGCCCCCUCCUCACUAUGGACCCACGCAGCCUGCCUACAGUCCUAGUCAGCAGCUCAGAGCACCUUCAGCGUUUCCUGCAGUGCAGUACCUGUCUCAGCCACAGCCACAGCCCUAUGCCGUGCACAGCCACUUUCAGCCUACCCAGACAGGGUUCCUCCAGCCCAGUGGUGCCCUGUCCUUGCAAAAGCAGAUGGAACAUGCUAACCAGCAGACUGGCUUCACUGACUCCUCCUCCCUGCGCCCCAUGCACCCCCAAGCUCUGCAUCCAGCUCCUGGACUCCUUGCCUCCCCCCAGCUCCCUGUGCAGAUGCAACCAGCAGGAAAGUCAGGCUUUGCAGCAACCAGCCAACCUGGCCCCCGGCUCCCCUUCAUCCAGCACAGCCAGAACCCACGAUUCUACCACAAGUGACCAUCAGAUUUUAUCUUCAGCUUCACCCCCAGCCCUGCCAUGGGUGAGGGUCCCCAGUAUGUCCCAGUCCCAGGACAAUAAAAUCUACCUGCUACUGCCUCUG
Messenger RNA from Manis javanica (Malayan pangolin), 1304 nucleotides. It is a transcript of the gene GPS2, whose product is annotated as G protein pathway suppressor 2. Gene Ontology annotation, biological process: regulation of transcription by RNA polymerase II. Gene Ontology annotation, cellular component: transcription regulator complex. Lineage: Eukaryota; Metazoa; Chordata; Mammalia; Pholidota; Manidae. Gene Ontology annotation, molecular function: transcription coregulator activity. The record is from RefSeq and is a predicted model, not a curated record.